Molecule: messenger RNA, 3672 nt
Organism: Monomorium pharaonis (pharaoh ant)
Lineage: Eukaryota; Metazoa; Arthropoda; Insecta; Hymenoptera; Formicidae
Gene: Iru
Product: E3 ubiquitin-protein ligase Iruka
Exons: 8
Coding region: 370-1401 (343 amino acids)
Biological process (GO): positive regulation of DNA-templated transcription; ubiquitin-dependent protein catabolic process; protein ubiquitination
Cellular component (GO): cytoplasm; nucleoplasm
Molecular function (GO): ubiquitin protein ligase activity
Source: RefSeq, a predicted model, not a curated record
UAAAAGAAUUUUACAACAGUUCCAACGCUACGUUCUCUGUUGAACGAAGCCAUUUCUAUGUCAUACAAUAAUUUGAUCAGUUGUUAAUUAAUGAAAUUAUAAAUAUUCAAGUAAAUUUCCUCACUUUUGUAAAAUUUUCGCCAAAUUGUGUGAGACAAAUUUGUUACCUACAAUACGACGGGAUCAGACGGGAUUGAUCGAGUUCGUCCUUAACAGAGAGAGCCUCUAGUCUAAUCAUUUUAUCAGUUUCGUGUCUCAAAGCCGAGACUAGCCGAACUGAGCCGAGCUGAGCAUAGCCGAGUACGAGUCAACCGUUUGCGGCAAGAGAUGGAGAACUGAAAGCUGAAAUUGCUGAAAAACACGUCAAACAUGGCGGAGGCCGUUGUGGAUGGGAGUCCGAUGUCUCGGUUUUUUUGCCACAAGUGCAGCGUCGAAAUCGAACGUCUGUUGCCGAAUUAUACAUGUCCACGAUGUGCGUCUGGUUUCAUCGAAGAGCUGGAAAGCAGCAGCAGCAACGAGGGCAGUUCAGGCGUGGACGCAAACACCGAAGACCUAAGCGAUAGAGAUAUCGAUAUUUAUAACAUGCUCUCAUCACAGCACGUCGACCUUGACCGCGAAAUAACAGAGAUGUUAAUGGGUUUCUCAAAUACCUAUACCAAUCAACAGUUGAAUACCAACCAACAACCGGGUGGAGGCAGCAGGAACUAUAUGCUUGGGGGCAGAAGAAGGUCUAACUGGUCUCGCAUCCCUCAAGAUGGACGUCGCACCAGCAGUAGCAAUCGUAGAAGGCAAGAGACUCUACAGAUGCCUAUAGAGAAUUUCAUACAAGAUUUUCUCUUCAAUCUCUCGGGUGCAGCAAGUUUAAGCAACUCUGUGGGACAAGAUGCGCAGCCAUCUGUAUUCAAUAUUAGACUGUUCUUGGGAAAUCCUGGAGAUUAUGUUUGGGGUCGCGAUGGAUUAGAUGCUAUUGUUACUCAAUUAUUGAAUCAAAUGGAUGGUACUGGACCACCACCUUUAUCACGCAACCAAAUCGAUGAGAUUCCUACUACUACUAUAACGCAAAAUCAAGUUGAUUGUAAACUACAAUGCUCUGUUUGCUGGGAAGACUUCAAACUAUCCGAACCUGUUAGGCAACUACCAUGCCAACAUGUCUAUCACGCACCGUGCAUUGUACCUUGGUUGGAAUUACACAGAACCUGUCCCAUUUGUAGACAGAACUUGGGAGAUCAAAAUCAGGGUGAAGCGAACCAAGAUACUGCGGCUAACAUAGCCGGAUCUGCUUUUGCUGCUGGAUCUAGUUUUGCUGCUUUAUUCAGGGCAGCAAAUGAAGCAAAUAGAACAGGACAGCCAAUUAGCCGGACAUCGUCCACUUCGUCAUCUACUUCAUCAGAGCUUCAGUAGCUUCAGUACUUGUUCAAGUGAGAUUUGAGAGUGAUAUUUUUCUUUCAACUAUCCAGUUUCAUAAUUUAGUCGAAUGUAUAUCUAUUUUUAACACAUUGAUAUCACUUUUGGCACUCUUUCUUGCCUUUAAUAAGGCAAUAUAUCUCUACAGAUAAAAUGUGUCAACUACAAAAUUUAAACUUAAGCAUCGCUUAAUCAAUUGAUAUUGUCUCAAUGUAAAGUGCUGAGUUGAAUGAAUCGUUUCGUUCUACAUUCAGCAAAUUGUAAACUGAUAUGUUAAACCAAUUGUUAAUAUCGGCCAAAAUAACAAAAUCAUAGAUCAAAUUGUUACAUUUAUCUCUGCCUGUUGUGCUAUUUUAACAUUCAAUAUCAGGACAUUACAUACAUUAAGCUAUGUCUUACCAUCUUUACUAAUGCCAUUUGAUUGAAUAUUUAUAAACAUUUGAUUGAAACGUGCCAGGCAUUGACGAAUCAUAUGCUCUGUCAUAUUUCGGAGCAGAAAAGGCUUAAUUUAUAAUUCCAAUAAAAAUAUAAGAAAAAGAAAAUUAUUCUGUAGAAGCAACCUAUGUAAUCUUUAUAAACAUUAUUUAUGUGGGCAGUUUUAUUUUAGCAUUAAUUCAAACAAAUUCAGAACAGAUGAAAUUUUUUCUUGUAUGUUAAAGUGGGAUUUUUACUUGUCGCCGAGGCUCAGUAAAAUUGAUAUGUGUAAGUUCACGCAUAAAAAUUGCAAAUUGAAGACAAACUAAUUAAUUCAGACAAGUAUGAUGCAAUAUAGAUAAUGAAAAGAUUGAAGAUGAUACUUUUUACAGAAAAAUAUAUGUAUUUCCAAUUAAAACAUAUCGUAAAUAAAUUUAAUAAAAAGAAUUAAAAUAGAAUACAAAACAAGCAUCUGUAUAUCUUAAAGUUCAAUUCUUUUUUUCGCCUUUUUGUAAAAAAUGGAAAAAAGAAUAAUGUCAUGACAAUCACGUGAUUAUUCUUUUUAUUUUUAAGUUUAAUCAUCUGAUUGUUAUCACAUGUAUCUAUUAUUCUAUACCUUGAUAAUGGCUAUCUGAGUCUCGACGAAUAAAGACGCAUGAGUGUGUAAAAAAUUGCUUUCUUCAGUUAUCUUAACGCAUAAAAAUGUUUCUGACAUACAUUAAUGAUUAUAAUCAUUGAUUUUUACAACGCAAAUGCAUGUGAAUAAUCUGCAUUUGCGGCAGAAACUACUAUAUAAUAAAGGUACUUCAGAGAAAAAGUACUCUGGAGCUAAACUCUUGCAUUCGCAUUUGUGUAGUUUGCAGCAAUUGACAAAAUUGCAUACAUUGUAUAAACAUAAAAUAGAAUGUAGCGUAAAGAAUAUAAUUAGAAAUUGUAUUUAAAUUUUUCCAGCCGAUGUUACUGCAUACACAGUUAAAGUUAUUUUCGCGCUAUCUUUGUACAUAUGCGAUGAACAAGCAUUCAGUUAGUAUACGUUACAAAAAAAAAUAUCGCGCUAUGCUACUAAACGUCUAUUUAAAUUGUAUGCUUUAUACAUCAUUUUGUUGUCUAUUUGUCUCGAUGAUAGAAUAUUGUUUUGUUUUAAGAAGAUUAAAUAUUAAAAUAAAAAAGAAAGUUGAAGUCUGCAUAUACAAGAUUAUUACUAAAUUUCUUGAAUAAAAUUUAAAAAUACCAAUAUGUGUAUAGAAAAGUGGUUACAGUUUAUCUAUAAUAGAUCGUAGCUCGAACUUUGAAUUUAUAUUUCAAAUAAAAAAAUUUUUCUUGUAAAAUCUGAUAAAUAAGACAUACAAAUUUUGCAAUAUUUUAAAUUUUGCUAUCGGAUAUGUCUGAAAAUUUUUGGUUGGUUAAAUCCUUAUAAUUAUUUCAUUUCUACAUAAUUAAAAAUAGCAAUGGAAUAUCUAUCACAAUAUUACAUUUUGUUUAAGAUUAACAGUUAAUUUAAUUACAAGAUAAAUAUACGAAUAUAAUUAAUGAAAAGAUGAAUAUUAUUGACCUAACAAUAGCGACGUUUAAAAUAGCGUUGAUAUGAUACCAUAAACUUUAAGGAGAAACAUGUUUAAACACUACAUUCUUUACGUUCCUUUUUGAUGUGUCAAUAAUAAAGCAACGAUAUUUGUGUUUAUUAUAUAAAGUAAAUGAAUAUUUUUCGUUUGUUAUGUAUGUAUAAUAUAAAAAAAAACAGAAUUUAACGAUGUUUAUACAUGCUUUCCAGCAAAUAGUCUGUAAAUUUAUUAGUAGAAUAUUAUGGGAUAUAUUUAUUCGUCAAUAAAAACAGAGAUCUAAUAUAAUAUAAGA